AUGAAUAUCGAAAAACUGUGUAGCAUUGAAAAGAGUACACCUCUGGAUGAUCAUAAAAAGCGCCAACAAAUUGCUGGAAUGUUUCAAAAGUUAGUGAAAGAAGAGAGUCAUGUCCGAGAAUUGGAACAAUUCAAUGGUUUUGUCAACUUGAAACAACUCGCCAUUAGUGAAGAUUCUCUCACUCGGAAGAGAGCAUUUGCCACCAUGUGUAACAUUUCAGCCAUUGAAACAUGUACUGAAGUGAUGAGAAUUCAUAACUGCAUUCAACUCUUGUGUGAGAGAUUGAAUCCACAAUUAUCUGAAGAUGUUUCUGUUUUGGAAAAUAUUACAAGUACUCUAUUGAAUACAUUUAUUGAUGCUAAAAAUAGAGAAUGGUUGAAAGAAUGUGAAAAUUGUAAACAAUAUUUAACAUUUAUGAUUCAAACACUUGAAGAAAUGAUGAAGAAUGAUCAUGCUAGCAUGGAUGAACAACAUAAUUCCACCAUUUACAAUUUAUUGAUUGCAUUCAGUUCGAUUGCAUUGGAAGAAUCAUUGAGUGAAAAAAUUAUGCAAUUUGGAGGAGUGACAUUUUUUUGUCAAGUCAUUUCAAAUUUAAAAACAGAGAGAGAGGAUUAUUCUGAAGAGAUUAUGGAAGGCAUUACUGCAUCAUUGUGGAAUUUAUUAUUAAUUGAUUCGGUCAAGAAAUUUGUGAUGAAAGGUUGUGAAAAUAAGAUAGAUACCAAACAAUUAAUUGAAAAGUUAAUUGGAUUGUCAAAUUCCAAGUUUGUCAAUGUGAAGAGAAAUACCUCUCACAUUAUUCAAAUUCUCAGUUCCAAUACAAGUGAUGAUGACGAUGAAGGUACUACUAGGAACACGAGUGAGAGCAACAUGGAUACAAGUACGACUUCCUCUUCUUCGAGAACACCAUCAUUGACUGACAAGUCGACCAACUCGACAUCAACUCCUUCCUCCUUCUCCUCCGCUUCUUCUUCUUCUCCUCCUCAAUCACAACAUUCACAUUUUGAAAAUUUAUUUGAAAGUUCAGAAAUGAUUCAAAAAUUAAUUUCGGAUGUGAAACAAUCUUCAACCUCUUCAAAAAUCAUUGAUCCUGAACUAAUCAAAACUUCGAGUGGUAUUUUGUGGAAUAUGGCUGGUUCAAGUCCUCAAGUGAGACUUAAAAUUAGACAACUCGAUGGUAUUCCAGUAUUAGUGAAUGUGUUAUUAAUCUCUCUCAAAUUAUUGACUUUGAGACAAACAUCACAACUCAAAGAAGUGAUUUACAAAAUCACAGGAGCAUUGACUUGUCUCUCACUCGAUGAACAAAAUUCUCUUGAAAUUGGUUCCCAUGCUCAAGUCAUUCCCUCUCUAUUGAAUUCUUUUCAAUUUCUCAAAGAUGGUCUUUCAUUCUCAGUGUUAGAAAAUUUGUUAACACUUCUCAACAAUUUAUCCAUUGUGAAAGAAAAUCGAAAACAAGUUCAUGAAUUGAAAGGUAUUCCAAUGAUGAUUCAAUUUCUUAAAACAUCAAAUUCUCAUCAUACUCCUUCUCAAGAGGAAUUGAAAUUAGCAGAGAAGGCCACCAAUGUUUUGACCAAUAUGGCCAUUGAUGAUGAUUCUUCGAAUAGUAUUCGUGAAGAGGGUGGAAUUGAAAAAUUAGUGGAAUUGGUCUCUUUGGAUCAUUUGCAUCAGAAUGAGGAAAAGGAUGACUCCAUUUCUACUCGUAGUACUUCUUCGAGUAAUAAUAGCACUACUACUACUACUACUUCUAAUACUGAUACUCAUAAUACCACUACUAACAUUAAUACCACUACUACUACUUCUACUACUACUAAUAAUAAUACUAUUGGUGGUAAAAAGCAUCAUCCAUCCUCUCCACCACAAGAAGAACAAGUCAAUCACGUGAAAAAGAAAGCUGCUCAUACCUUGUGGAAUUUAAUGAUUCAGGAUGAAAAUUUGAAAAAGAUUGAACAAGUGGGUGGUUUGAAACCAUUGGUUCAUUUACUUCCACAAACCAAUUUGGAAGAUUUAGUGGAAAGUCAAUUGAGAAGGAAAGAACAAGAAGAGGAUGAAGAGGAUGCUCUUUCCUAUAGCAGUGGUGGUGGUGAUGCUAAUGAUGAUGAUGAACAUGGUGUUGUGAUGGUAUCCACCACUGAUGAUGAUGAUAUUCAUCAUGUAGUACAUUCCUCACCUGAAGAAGAAGAAGAAGUGAUGGUAUUGGAGAGAAAACAACAACACCACCAUCAGCAACAACAUGAAGAGGAGAAGGAUCAAGCAGUCAAUAAUGUUCAGAAUCAGCAACAACAAGAUUUUGAAUCCAACAACAACAAGAAACAACAACGACCACAUGGCGAUGAUACUACUACUUCUACUCAUCAAUCUUCUUCCACAGUGAUGAUGGGCACUAGAAUGACCAAAGAACAAUCGCAACAAGUCAGAAAUUUAUUACGACAUUGGGGAAGUAUCAGUGAAGAGGAUUCCAUUGUCAAUGCCAUCAAGAAGGAUGAUGAUGAAAUGAAUAAGGAAGUGAGUUCGAAGACUCCUUUUGAAAAAACCUUACAAGUGGAUUCAUUAUCAUCCCCUCGAGCCUUAACAACAACAACUGCCAACAGCACUACAAAAAUAGCAGUUACUCCAAAAGAGGAAAACCCAAUCACUACCUCCUCCUCUUCUUCGAGUAAUAAUAGCACUACUAAGGCAACAACAACAACAUUAUCAUCCUCAUCGUCAACGACUGGUCCUACCACUCUCAAAAUGACCAUUCAAAAACCAGAAAUUGUCAUUGAUUAUGGUCAUACGAGUACCAAUAAUAACAAACCCUCUUCAGUCUCUAUCCAACAGCAACCAUCACAACAAUUAUCACAACAACAGCAAUCAUCACAACAAUUACCACAACAACAGCAAUCAACAACCACAAAAGACAUCUCAACAAGUAUCGUUCAUGUCAAGAAAGCGGAAGAGGUUUCUGUUGAGGAUAUUGAUAAUGAUGAAAUCAAAACAACUCAUAGUACAAGAAUGACCAAGAAAAGUAAUGAUCACAAAGUUAGAGUUAAUAGUAGUAGUAGUAGUAGUGGUGGCAAUGAUGGUGAUGGUGGUGGUACUCAAGAUGUUGCUGUUGGUGGAACCUCAGAAGAAGAAGAAGCAACAACAUCUCAACGUGUUGUUGUUGUUGAAACAAUCACCACUCCACCACCACCAGCAACCAUCACCAACCAAACAGAAAUGAAAAAGUCAGUUGUCGUCAACAUGAAAGAAGAACAGACCUCUGUUUCAGAACAUCCUCAAACAACAACAACAACUUCAAGUGUGGAUGUUGUGAAAGAAAAAGUCCUCGAACCAACAACAACCUCAACAACCUCAUCAUCAUUACCAUCGACUACAAAACCAAUUACGAGUACAACAACAACUAGUAGUAGUAGUACUACAAUAUCAAACAAUUCGAUGACUUCCUCUUUGCACUCUCCUCAACAUCAACCAACAUCUUCUUCUUCACUUACUCCUUCAAUCAAAGAAGAUAAGAUAGAUAAACCUGAACAACAACAAUCAUCUCCACCAUCUUCUUCACUUACUACUCCUAUCAAAGAAGAUAAGAAUAAGGAAUCUUCUUCUUCAUUAUUAGAUGGCAAUACCACCACGACACCAUCAAAAGAUUCUCCAUUCAAACAUAAUGAUGCCAGCUUGAUAUCACCACCUUCACCUUCUCAAGUGAUUUCAUCUCUAAUGAUGACGACAACUACUGGUGGUGGUAUCAAGACGACUUCAACAACAACUCUUAAUGCUGAAAAAGUGAAAAGUGUCAAAUCACCCUCUGAAGAGUUCAAAGUUCCACUUUUAAAACUUACAGAAACAACAACACCCUCCUCACCUCAACAACAACAACCUUUUGAAACACAAGGAAUGGAUUCGAGUCAUUAUCUCACACCAAUGGACAUUAGAACCACCAACAUUACUGUCACACCCACUUCUGAUGGUUGUAUCAAAUCACCACAAGCAAUACCACUCACUCCCACACAUUCCAUGAUCUCAGGUGUCGAUGAAUAUGUCACUUCAGAAUAUAUUGACACUGAAUCCUACACAGGUGAAGAUGCUACUCCAAGUAUUUAUGAAGUAUCGACUUGUAAUCAAUCAUCAUUUAUGAUCAAUCCUUUGAAUGAAACGAGUCGUAAUGAAAUGAUGGACGCCAGUGAAGAUCACAACAACAACAACAAUGAAGAGUAUGAGGAAGAUGAGGAAGAUGAGGAUGACUUGACCUUUGAAGAACGAGAUGAUAUGACCAUUCUACAAAAUAUUGGAGUGGAAUCUUGUGAAGAUUUGGAAGAUUUUGAAGAUCACAACAACAACAACAACAACACGAGUAGUAUCACUUCCAAUCCAACACCUUCUUCUUCUCAACAACAACAACAACAACAAUUAUCUUCUUCAAUGACCUCUCAGAUGAUAAUAAUAACCUCUCCUCGUCCAUUACUUUCUCCAAAAUCCUCACAAAAAUCCUCUUUUCAAAUUUCACAAGAGAAACGAGUGGAACAAAUUAUUUGGUUUUAUGAAACUGAAAAAUUGUAUACCAAGAUUUUAGAAAUUAUUGAUUCCACUCUCGUGUCCAAUGAUUCAUUGAAGAAUACCGUAUUGGGAAGACAAGCUCAUUCAGAGAUUUUCAGUGAUUUUGAUUGUAUUCGAAUGAUUAAUAAGGAUUUAUUUCAUGAAUUGGAUACACUUUACACCAAAUGUCAAGGAGAUGCUAAAUUAAUUGAUGAAAUUCAAGUAGGACGUUUAAUUCUCAAAAGAAUUCCAACUCUACGUCUCUACAAGACGUAUUGCAAUAAUUUAGAAAAAUUAUUACAAUGUUUGACCGAUAUUGAAUCCAAUAAUGCAAACUAUAUGGCUUAUUACGAUCGAUUAGUGUCCGAUCGAUUAACAGAGGCCAUUCAAGACUAUCAGAGAGAACUCUACAAGUACAAUAGUACUACCAAUAGUAGUAGUAGUCUUGGAACUAGUAUUCUGAGUGGUAGUGGUAGUAGUACUAGUCUUGGUAGUAAUUCAACCAAUGCCAUGACACCAAGAUCGAGAGUUCUCUCCACACUGGUUCAACAUCAAUUCAAUAGUAGUACUAGUAAUAGUCUUGGUAGUAGUAAUAGUCUUGGUAAUGAUAAGAGUAUGAAUCGUUUGAGUUUGACAAGUACGAGUGGUGGUGGUGGUGGUAUGAAUGGUGGAAUGGACAAAUCAAAAUUCAUUCGACUCUCACAGAUCCUCUCCAAAUCACCCUUUGAACGCAUUCAAUUCUAUGUGAAUUGGCUUCAAGAAAUGGCCUAUAAGUUUUCAGAUGCCACCUAUCCCGAUCAAAAAUGUUUACAAGAAUCACACGAACAAAUGCAAGCCAUAUUUGAUCAUUGUCUCAACAAAUUUAAUGAAUUGGAAAAGUUGGAGAGAUUUAGUCAAAUGUUGGAUGGAAAUUUCCUUUCACAAAAUAGACGCUAUUACACGAUGGAUAAUUUAGGAUUUCCAGAACCACAGAAUAUUAAUGAAUAUAAAUUGUAUCAACAAUGGAAGAAGAGUUAUGAUGUGAAAUGUAAGAAGGUGAAAAAAGAAUGGAGCAAAAAGAAUUUAUCAGAAAUUCUCUCCAAUAAUAGUGGAAUUAAGAAUUUAAUUAAGAAGUAUGGAAUUAGUGCUUCAUUUAGACCUCGAGUAUGGAUGGAAAUUAGUGGAGCUCAGCAAAAACUGAAUGAAAACACUGGAUACUACAAAAAGAUACUCUCUGUUCACACUUCACAAAUGAAAAAUCCUUGGUUUGAUCAAAUUGAAAAAGAUCUCAAGAGAACCUAUGUUCAUCAUCCAUUCUUUAAUGAUGAAAAGGUGUUGUCUGCUUUGAGAAGAGUCUUAAUUGCCUAUUGUUGGAGAAAUCCACUUGUAAGCUAUUCUCAAUCCUUUAAUUAUAUUGCUGGAUUGUUGUUAUUGCAUUUGAGUGAAGAAGAAGUAUUUUGGUUGUUUGUGGCAGUUCUUGAGGAUUAUUUACCUGCAAAUUACUAUUCACCUGAAUUGAAAGGUGUUCUUGUCGAUGCAUUAGUAUUUGAAGAAUUACUUAGUGUGAAUCUUUACAAAUUAUCUCAUCACUUUAAGAAUCUUGAUUUUGACAUUUCCACAUUCACCAUGUCCUUCUUUAUGAAAUUAUUCACUGUCGAUUUCCCUGUAGAGACAACAUUAAGAUUUUGGGAUGCAUUUCUAUGUUAUGGAAGUCAAAUGAUGUUUCGAACCAUUUUGGCCAUGUUAAAGUUAAAUCAAGAUAUUCUUCUCAAAACCAAUGAUGUCUCUGAGAUUAUGUUAACCAUGCAAGAUAUUGUCAAGACACAAUUUGAUGUUCAGAAAAUUAUGAAAACAGCAUUUGGAUUUUCAAAGAUUACUCAUGAAAAAGUUCAACAAUUGAGAAAGAAAUAUUUACCAUUGAUUGAGAUGGAAUUGGAGAGACAACGAGAAAGAAGAAGAUGA
Naegleria fowleri is the source of this 6450-nucleotide messenger RNA. RefSeq lists its product as uncharacterized. Bases 1 to 6450 code for a protein of 2149 amino acids. The transcript is spliced from 4 exons. The record is from RefSeq and is a predicted model, not a curated record. Gene Ontology annotation, molecular function: protein binding; guanyl-nucleotide exchange factor activity. NCBI's taxonomy places the organism in Eukaryota, Heterolobosea, Eutetramitea, Acrasida, Naegleriidae.